This is a messenger RNA of Leguminivora glycinivorella, 3476 nucleotides long. RefSeq names its product retinal homeobox protein Rx-like. Gene Ontology annotation, biological process: regulation of transcription by RNA polymerase II. Lineage: Eukaryota; Metazoa; Arthropoda; Insecta; Lepidoptera; Tortricidae. Bases 225 to 1325 code for a protein of 366 amino acids. The transcript is spliced from 3 exons. Gene Ontology annotation, molecular function: DNA-binding transcription factor activity, RNA polymerase II-specific; RNA polymerase II transcription regulatory region sequence-specific DNA binding. The record is from RefSeq and is a predicted model, not a curated record.
GGGACGGACGCGACGAAACGAACGGCGCGCGCGUUCGUCGAUCCCGAGGGCCCGGCUAAAUGAAGUCAAAUUGUUUAAUAUAGCAGUCGAUAAAUCGGUCGACGCUAGGUGUCGGGUGUCGGAGACACGGAGGCUAGAGGUGCGGCAGGUAGCUCGCCGCGACGGAGCCCAGCGAGGUGGGAACGGAGGUAGCGGGCCCGCACCCGCCGCCAGCCGACGGCUACAUGUACGUGUGCGGGGACAGCGCGCGCUACGAGUGCGCCUUCGAGCCCGGGGGAGGCAUGGAACAGCCCAGCUUCGAGGAGCACAUGUUCGGGGAGUUCGGCAAGGAGCGGCACGUGCAGGUGGUGGUGGACGCGGGCGGCGAGCUGCAGUACCGCCACGAGCUGCCGGUGUUCGGCGAGCCCAAGCGCAAGGACGAGCCGCUGCUGCUGCAGGGCGCGGGCGCCGAGCACGCGCUGCCGCUGCCGCACCCGCCUGCGCCCGCGCCGCCGCCCCCGCCCGCGCCUUCCACCGCCACCAAGAAGAGCGAUAAGAAGAAAAACGACAAUAAUGGCAUCAAGAAAAAGAAAACCAGAACGACAUUUACGGCAUACCAGCUGGAGGAGCUAGAGCGGGCGUUCGAGCGAGCGCCCUACCCGGACGUGUUCGCGCGAGAGGAGCUUGCGCUGAAGCUCAGCUUGUCUGAAUCAAGAGUACAGGUAUGGUUCCAAAAUAGAAGAGCGAAGUGGCGAAAGCGCGAACCUCCACGGAAAACUGGGUACAUAGGUUCAAGUUCACCGAGCUCCACCACCCUCGGCGGCGGGUUCUCCGGCAUCGGCGGCAACCUGCCCGCCUUCCCGCAGAACGGCAUGCCGGCGCCCGCCGACUCGUGGUCCUACCAGCACUCGUACGAGCUGCCCUCGCACCACCUGCUGUCGUCGGGCGGCGCCGGCUACCCCGGGUUCAACGCGCAGCCCGCCUACUCAUACACCACGGUGCUGAACGGGCACGACGGGCAGAUGUUCGCCCCGCGGCACUACGAGUACGGCGAGGGCAGCCCGCCGCCGCUGGGCGUGCGCGACUACCCCAUGAUGGCGGCGCACUCGCCGCAGCUGGAGCCGCACGAGGACAAGCUGGAGUACCGCGCGCACGAGCACGAGGACAAGUACCCGCCGUGCGCGCUGCACGAGGAGGCGCCGCGCUACCCCGCGCCCGACGACUUCCCCGACAAGCACGCCCCCUACGACCCGGAGCGCCACGCGGACCUCGCCCAGCCCGUCGUCGUCAAGGUGGAGCCCACCUCCCACCAGCCCUACACCGCACUUCCCCCUUUUUUGAAUUGAAAUACUCCUUUUCGAAAAUAUCCAUGAUUCAAGAAUAAUUUCGAAAAGGAGUAUUAUCUAAUUAAGUCGAAAAGUACGAGAUCAUUAUGGCGCAGUCGGUGGGAUAGAACCUGACUGUGCUGAUGCUGAUAAAACAUGUGUAAUCAGCCUAUUACCGGUCAUGAAAAACGAUUUUAUUUAGAUAAGUCCGAUUAGUCGUGUUACGUUAUCAUGAAAGAGCAUUUUAUAUCUUAACCUAGUAAUAGUAGGCACUCGAUAGGUAGGUAAGUUUAGAUAUAACAUUAAAUUAUUAUAUGGCUGCGAUUUACUAUGAAUCAAAUAUUUACUUACUCGUUUAAAGUUGAUGACAUUAAUUAGUAAGUAUAGUAUUUUUUAUAUUGCUCUAUGCUCGCUGUGAGCACACACGUGCAAUUGAACAUGGAUUUCAAAAUAUCAGCUAUAAAAUUGAAUAUUUCGUUAUGGAUGUUGUUCAUAUUUAGUAAUAUUAAAUAUUCUCGUGCAUUCCUUGUGCCUUAUUGUUUUAGGUUAAACUUAUAAUAAGUUAGGAGACAAAAUACUAGAUUUCAAAAGCCUUCGGGUAAUAAGUAUAUCCGGAUAUUAUUACAUUUUUUUCGUAAGUUAAUUACUGUCUACUUGAAAAACACUGAUAACAUUACUCGUCAUGGUUUCAUUAUUUAUUGUCAUGACUAUAGUAUUUUUCAAAGACAAAGGGUACCUAUACUUACAGUCUGACCAAAAAGAGUGGAAAUUUAAAAGUGCCAACAUCGUAGUGUUAUCCCUUUCAAAUAAAUAUGUGUGAGAAAACGGGACGACACUACGACGUUGCCACUUUUGAAUUGUUGCAUUGAUGUUUCAGACCAACAUAUUUUAAGAAAAAUGAUUAGAAUCCUAAUAAGUUAAAUAAAUCUUGGUGGCUUUAGAGUACCUCUUAUCAAAAUCAUUUACUUGCACCUUUUAACUGCUUCUUGACAUGGGCCACCCCGCCCAUGUCCUUAGAGUUUAAAAAAUACUAUAGCUAAAUGGGUAAAAGACACGAGUAUUUUCUCACUGCUUCUGUUUUCAAAGUAAAACAGGUUUAAAGAGUAGGUAGGCAGAAAGAGUAAAAACAGAGUUUAUGAGUAGUGGUCGAUUGUGUGGUGGGUGCUACAAAAUAUGACAUGUUCUUAACUGGCCCUCUAACCAAGCGUGCGCUAUAUGCCUCUCCGCAUCGUUUCAUGGUUUUCUCUCUCUAUCGUGCCAAUACAGAAAAGCGAUAGAGAGAGAAACUACGAGACGUUACGGAUCGUCAACGAUUGCUCGCUUGGCUAGAGUGCCCGAGAUUGUUACGAAAUAUUUGUAUUAUUAGGCUAGUAUUUUCAUUAAGUUGCCUUCUCCAGUCUACAGCUAAUAUAACCAAAGAACAGUAAUGAUUUAAUUGUAGAUAAUUGUCAUGAUUAUUUAAUGUAAAUAUAAGUAAAUUGCGUGAAUAUGAUGUGCCAACCGUUUAAGAUGUAUUAAUUAAAUGCAUAUUUACAAUUAUGCAAAGAUAUUUUGCAAAGACUAUAUAAAGAAUUAUAUUUGUAAGUUUAUAUGUUCAGAUUAAUACAUUUAUAUUUAAUUUAAGUGGCAGAUUAAAAAAAUCCUAUAGCUAACAAAUGCAUUGAAAAUAAUACAACAGAUCUCCUUGUUUGAUGUAGUUAAUUAAUUGACGAAUUGUUGACGGCGAAGAAAAGAAAAUUAUUAGUAGUAAUAGCCAUAAUGUUAGUACUUUUAUACAAAGUUUUUACUUUAAACGAUGUAGUUAAGUAGGAUAAUAAAUAUAAUUUAAGGCAAGAAAUUGUAAUCCUAGCUAUACAUUACUUAUUAUGUUUUUACCUUUUGCAUGUCUAUGUUUACAUUCAUACAUAUUUUAGCUUAAGAUUUUGAAAGCAAUAUUGGAUAUAAAUUUAAUACACGACGUUCGAGAGAUUGCAAAUGUUGACGCCAGUUUGCCAAUUUAAAGGAUUGUUCAAUAAUAUUAAUGAUGUGCUUAAACGAGUCUUUUAUUUACAUAAAUAUAUCAUUAAUAACAUACCUAUGACGUUUCAUAUAUUAAAUAAAUGAAACAGCAUUAUAUUUAUUAGGCAUUGAAAUAUGUUUAUAUUUCAAUUAGGCACUGGUCCCACCGCGAGC